GAGCGCCGCGGAGGCAGCAUGGAGGGCGCGCACAGCUCGACGGCCGAGGAGGCGCUGCGGCGCUUCGGCGUGCGCGAGAGCUGCGGGCUCAGCGCCGAGCAGGUCCGGCGGCACCGGGAGAAGUACGGCGCCAACGAACUCCCUGCUGAAGAAGGGAAGUCGCUCCUGGAAUUGAUCAUCGAGCAGUUCGAAGACCUCCUGGUUCGCAUCCUUCUCUUGGCGGCCUUCAUCUCGUUUAUCCUGGCCUGGUUUGAGGAAGGGGAAGAAACCACGACGGCUUUUGUAGAACCCGUUGUCAUCAUCAUGAUCCUCAUUGCCAAUGCAGUGGUCGGAGUGUGGCAGGAGAGGAACGCCGAAAGCGCCAUCGAAGCCUUGAAGGAAUACGAACCAGAAAUGGGGAAGGUGAUCAGAGCAGACCGGAAUGGAGUCCAACGCAUCCGAGCACGAGACAUCGUUCCGGGAGACAUUGUGGAGGUGGCAGUCGGUGACAAGGUGCCGGCUGACAUCCGGAUCAUUGAGAUUAAAUCCACGACAUUACGAGUAGACCAGUCCAUUCUCACUGGCGAAUCCGUCUCUGUCAUUAAACACACCGAUCCGAUUCCGGACCCCAGGGCCGUCAACCAGGAUAAAAAGAACAUGCUUUUUUCUGGUACCAACAUCGCUGCUGGCAAAGCGGUUGGCGUCGUCAUUGCCACGGGGGUCUUCACGGAAAUCGGGAAGAUCCGGAACCAGAUGGCGGCCACCGAGCCCGAGAAGACCCCCUUGCAGCAGAAGCUGGACGAGUUCAGCCAGCAGCUGUCCAAAGUUAUCUCGCUGGUGUGCAUCGCCGUCUGGGUCAUCAACAUCGGCCACUUCAGCGACCCGGUGCACGGUGGCUCGUGGUUCCGCGGCGCCAUCUACUACUUCAAGAUCGCGGUGGCUCUGGCAGUGGCCGCGAUCCCCGAGGGACUUCCUGCCGUAAUCACCACGUGCCUGGCCCUGGGCACGCGCCGCAUGGCCAAGAAGAACGCCAUCGUGAGAAGCCUGCCCUCCGUGGAAACCCUCGGCUGCACGUCCGUCAUUUGCUCUGACAAGACGGGUACCCUGACCACCAACCAGAUGUCUGUCUGCAGGAUGUUCGUUGUGGAGAAGAUUGAGGACAUUCAUUGCAAUUUGCAUGAGUUCACCAUCACCGGGUCCACCUACACCCCCGAGGGACAAAUCUUGAAGAAUGACUGCCCUGUUCAGUGUGGACAAUUUGACGGCUUGGUGGAACUUGCCACCAUCUGUGCCCUUUGCAACGAUUCUUCGCUAGAUUACAACGAGUCCAAGAAAGUCUACGAAAAGGUGGGCGAAGCAACAGAAACAGCGUUGACUUGCCUGGUGGAGAAAAUGAACGUUUUCAAUACAGACACCAGCAACCUUUCUAAAGUCGAGAGAGCCAAUGCGUGUAAUACAGUGAUCAAACAACUGAUGAAGAAGGAAUGUACCCUUGAAUUCUCCCGCGAUCGCAAGUCUAUGUCCGUUUACUGCACACCUGUGGACUCCGGGCACAAUUCCUCCAGCAGCAAGCUCUUUGUCAAGGGUGCUCCGGAAAGCGUCAUUGAGCGCUGCAGAUACAUCCGGGUGGGCAACAAUCGGGUCCCGCUGAAGUUCUCCACCAAAGAGAAGAUCUUAUCUAAAAUCCGGGAGUGGGGGACCGGCAUUGACACGCUGCGCUGCCUCGCCCUGGCCACGAGGGACCACCCGCCCCGGAAAGAGGACAUGCGCCUGGAUGACGCCAGCCAGUUCAUUAACUACGAGACCAAUCUGACCUUCGUCGGCUGCGUGGGCAUGCUGGACCCUCCCCGGAAGGAAGUGGUGUCGUCCAUCGAGAUGUGCAAGAAAGCCGGCAUCCGCGUCAUCAUGAUCACCGGAGACAACAAGGGGACGGCCGUGGCAAUCUGCCGGCGGAUCGGGAUCUUCACAGAGACCGAGGAGGUGGCGGACAAGGCUUACACGGGCAGGGAGUUUGACGACCUCUCGCCGGAAGCCCAGAGUGACGCCUGCCGGUCGGCCCGCUGCUUUGCUCGUGUGGAGCCUGCCCACAAGUCCAAGAUAGUCGAAUACCUCCAGUCGUUCAACGACAUCACGGCCAUGACCGGUGACGGAGUGAACGACGCCCCGGCUUUGAAGAAAGCCGAAAUUGGCAUUGCCAUGGGCUCGGGCACGGCCGUGGCCAAGUCGGCCGCCGAAAUGGUCUUGUCCGAUGACAACUUCUCCACCAUCGUCGCCGCCGUGGAGGAGGGCAGGGCCAUCUACAAUAACAUGAAGCAGUUCAUCCGGUAUCUCAUCUCCUCCAACGUCGGAGAGGUCGUCUGCAUCUUCCUGACGGCCAUUUUGGGCCUCCCGGAAGCUUUGAUCCCGGUGCAGCUACUUUGGGUGAACCUGGUGACGGACGGGUUGCCGGCCACGGCUCUCGGCUUCAACCCUCCCGACCUCGACAUCAUGGACAAACUUCCGCGCAACCCCCGAGAGCCACUGAUCAGCGGCUGGCUCUUUUUCCGCUACCUCGCGAUUGGAGUGUACGUCGGCUUUGCAACUGUGGGGGCAGCGACCUGGUGGUUCUUGUAUGAUUCCGAAGGGCCGCAAGUUACCUUCUACCAGCUGAGGAACUUCAUGAGAUGUACGGAGGACAACCCCAUCUUCGAAGGCAUCGAGUGCGAAAUCUUUGAGUCUCGUUAUCCCACCACCAUGGCGCUCUCGGUGCUGGUGACCAUUGAGAUGUGCAAUGCGCUCAACAGCGUUUCUGAAAACCAGUCCUUGCUGAGGAUGCCUCCCUGGCUCAACCUUUGGCUGUUGGGGGCCAUUGUCAUCUCGAUGGCCUUGCAUUUCCUCAUCCUUUCCGUGAAGCCGUUGCCGCUGAUCUUUCAGGUGACCCCACUUAGCUGGCCUCAAUGGGUGACGGUGCUGAAAAUCUCCUUGCCGGUCAUACUGCUAGAUGAAGGCUUGAAGUACCUCUCCCGCAACCAUUUAGACGGCAAAGAGACGAAGAAAUGAAUGACACAAAGGAAUCUCUCUUUCUCUGCAAACGAACCCCAAACUCUGAUCUGGGACUGGAAAAAAAAUUGCAUGCUCGAACAUCGCCAGGAGCCAGCAAGGAAAUAAUGCAUGUUUUCAAAGUCUCGGACUUGAAUGCGGGUGAAUCGUCAAAUGAAAAGGAAAUCCGAUUUUGUUUUUCUUUUUACUUCGGUUAUGUAGGGUUUUUUUCCUCCCUUGUACAUAAUGGUGCAAAUACUGGAUAGCUAAA
Molecule: messenger RNA, 3268 nt
Organism: Elgaria multicarinata webbii
Lineage: Eukaryota; Metazoa; Chordata; Lepidosauria; Squamata; Anguidae
Gene: ATP2A3
Product: ATPase sarcoplasmic/endoplasmic reticulum Ca2+ transporting 3
Exons: 21
Coding region: 19-3018 (999 amino acids)
Biological process (GO): intracellular calcium ion homeostasis; calcium ion transmembrane transport
Cellular component (GO): membrane
Molecular function (GO): ATP binding; ATP hydrolysis activity; P-type calcium transporter activity
Source: RefSeq, a predicted model, not a curated record